AUUUCAGGUCCCAGAACUGCAGGAGAAGGUUUCUGUGUCUUCAUUGUUCCAGAGGAUAAAGCUGAGGAUACAUCACUUCUACAACCGCUCCGAAGAACUUGUUAGUGAAGAAACAUGGCACUUGCAGGACUCCUGAAACAAGACAGCAUUGCAGCAGCUAUCCAGGCUUGUCAAGCCCCAGGAACGUUCAACUACAAGUCGUUCUUUGAACAAGUGGGGCUGAUAGGCAAAGCCUCUUCCGAUGGGGAGAAGGUGUUCAAGGCCCUGGACCAGGACAAGAGUGGAUUCAUUGAAAAAGAGGAGCUAAAACGCUUCCUCCAGAACUUCUGCUCAGGGGCCAGAGAGCUCACAGAGGCAGAGACCAACACCCUCCUGGCAGCUGGGGACAGUGAUGGAGACGGCAAAAUCGGGAUGGAAGGUAAAGCCAAAUCAGCAGUUAGGCCUUCCAGAACAGGCCCUUUGGGAGCCGUACUCCUAUAGAAACCAGGGCUCCUCUUUCACUGUCUGGCUCCUCUGUUAGCCUGAGGGAUUAAUCAGCUGUACAAAUGAGAAUUAGACCAAUUCUGCUCCCUUUAACACGCACAGACGUGCUGAUUAUCUUGAAAGACUGGGAAUUCUCUUUCUCCCAAGGCACUGUCUUUCCGGCAGGGUGUUUGACUCCGUCUGUGAAGACAUAACUUAGAUUUGCAUGCGAGAAGCAUCCACACUUUGAUGUUUAUGGGAUGUACACGGAUUUUCUAAAAAGAAUUCUUACUACAUAUGGACAGUAUCAAGUGAUUUAGCUGAUUGGACAAUAUUUCACCUAUUUUUUUCUCUCUCUUUUCCCCUCAGAAUUCUGCUCCUUGCUGAAAUGAAAAUGUGGAGAUUGUCUUGACUGACUUGACUUCAUUUCAUGAUUCUCUCUUAUUUAUUUGCAUGUAUUAUUUGUGAUUCUUUUUUUUUUUUUUUUUGAGUUGUUAAUUAAAAUAUGUCUUUGUAGUGAAUGUGCAAAUCAUGAUUGGGAACAAAAUAAAAACUUGCUUCUGUAACUAUAGUGAUUUUAAACUGCUCAAUAAAGUGAAGUCUCCAAGAAUGGGAAUUCUUUUAUCCACCUUUGCUUCAUGUGAUCUUUCUUUCAGAUAUAUGAAACAGAUGGUAUAACAACAAUACAAACAUCACAAUAACAACUGCAGUAAAAUAAAAUAAAAAAUACAAUGAUAAGAUAAAAUAAGAUAAUAUAAAAUAUAAAAACAACAUAAAAUAUAAAUAAUAUAAAAACAACAAAAUAAAAUACAAUAAGAUAAAAUAAAAAAUAUGAUGAUAUGAUAAAAUAAAAAAUACAUUAAAACAA
This is a messenger RNA of Ctenopharyngodon idella (grass carp), 1330 nucleotides long. It is a transcript of the gene pvalb5, whose product is annotated as parvalbumin 5. The record is from RefSeq and is a predicted model, not a curated record. The transcript has 4 exons. Lineage: Eukaryota; Metazoa; Chordata; Actinopteri; Cypriniformes; Xenocyprididae. Gene Ontology annotation, molecular function: calcium ion binding. The coding region runs from base 115 to 480 and encodes 121 amino acids. Gene Ontology annotation, cellular component: cytoplasm; nucleus.